This is a messenger RNA of Pistacia vera, 2193 nucleotides long. RefSeq names its product aminoacylase-1-like. Gene Ontology annotation, biological process: amino acid metabolic process. NCBI's taxonomy places the organism in Eukaryota, Viridiplantae, Streptophyta, Magnoliopsida, Sapindales, Anacardiaceae. Gene Ontology annotation, cellular component: cytoplasm. The record is from RefSeq and is a predicted model, not a curated record. Gene Ontology annotation, molecular function: aminoacylase activity.
AUGGAUCGUCCUCCUCUCCAAGUUUAUUCUCGUCAUCCUCGUCCUCCUACUAAUCCCAAUGGUACUUUCCUUCUUGAUACAGGUACCUCAAUCAAUCCCGAUGACCCAUCUCCUAUUCCUCCAUCGCCUGCUCCGGUCAUGUCUCCUGUAGACGAAGUAACUUCUCCACUUGUCCUUCGCAAAGGUAUUCGAUCUUCUCGAAACCCACAUCCUAUUUAUAAUUUUCUUAGUUAUGAUUGUUUAUCUCCAUUUUAUUAUGCCUUUAUUUCAAACUUGUCUUCUAUCCCUAUACCCAACACUGUUAGCGAGACAAUGGCACAUCUAGGGUGGAGAGCUACCAUGACUGAGGAGAUGACUGCUCUUGAUCAUAAUGGUACUUGGAAGUUGGUUUCCUUACUGCCAGGCAAGACUGUUGUUGGGUGUCAUUGGGUUUACACUGUUAAGAUUGGUCCUGAUGACAAAGUUGAUCAGCCGAAGGCUCGCCUUGUUGCAAAGGGCAGCCAUGUAUCAAUGGCCUCUUCAUCAGUUGGAUAUCAAAAGUGCCUUCUUGCAUGUUUGGGAUGUCGUGAAGUACAACUAAUCAUUCAUUAUUUUUUCGCCUUUGAUCAUGGUAAAUUUAUAUACUUGGUUGUCUAUGUUGAUGACAUUGUCAUAACAGGGAUUGAGGUAGCACAGUCUAAGGCUGGUGUUGCUAUAUCACAAAGGAAGUAUGCCUUGGACAUUCUUGAGGAGACAUGUAUGUUAGACUGUAAGCCUGUAGAUUCUCUUAUGGAUCCCAAUGUCAAACUUGUUCCUGGACAAGGGGAGCCAUUAGAAGACCCUGGAAGGUAUCAAAAAUUGGCCCCAUGUAGUGGCCAUUGGGACGCAACAGUUCACCUUCUCAAGUAUAUUAAAGGAGCUCUAAGACAAGGCUUGCUAUAUGAAAAUAGGGGUCAUUCUCAAAUUGUUGGGCAUUCUGAUGCUGAUUGGGUAGGGUCUCCAUUAGAUAGACGAUCUAUUUCUGGAUACCGUAUCAUGAUUGGAGCCAAAUUUUCUCCUUCAUCGGCUAUUAUCUCAAGAUUCCAAGAAUAUCUCCAAAUCAACACCUCUCAACCAUCUCCUGACUACAAGAAAGCCACCGCCUUCCUCCAGGGGGCAUCUUUAGGAUUGAAUUUGGAAUCCCAGACCUUCGAACUCGCUAAAAAGAAACCUAUCAUUCUUCUCAAAUGGCCCGGCUCCAACCCUUACCUACCCUCCAUCAUCCUCUACUCACACACCAAUGUCGUUCCGUCUGAGCUGAAAAAAUGGUCCUACCACCCCUUCAGGGCCCACCUGGAUUCGAAGGGAAAUAUCUUCGCCAGAGGGUCCCAGGACAUGAAGUGCGUUGGGAUGCAAUACUUAGAGGUGAUUCGAAAGUUGAAGGCAGGUGGCUUUCAGCCUGUUCUAACUGUUUACUUGGCUUUUGCUGUUGAUGAAAAGAUUGGAGGUCAUGAUGGAGUUGAGAAGUUUGCAGAGUCUGACAUCUUCGAAAACUUGAAUGUUGGUAUUGUCCUUAAUGAAGGUCUUCCAUUUCCCAAUGAAAAUUACAAGGCAUUUUAUGCAGAGAAGGGACCUUGGUGGCUGGCUAUUAAGGCUAAGGGGGCUCCAGGCCAUGGCGCAAAGCUGUAUGAUAACAGUGCGAUGGAGAAUUUGUUUAAGAGCAUUGAGAGUGUGAGGAGGUUUAGAGCUUCACAGUUUGAUUUGGUGAAGGCUGGGUUGAAGGGUGAAGGGGAGGUCAUUUCGGUUAACAUUGUAUUUCUUAAAGCUGGCAACCCAUCACCUACUGGUUUUGUCAUGAAUUUGCCAUCUGAAGCAGAAGCAAGUCUUGAUAUUCGGGUCCCUCCUACUGUAGAUGUAGAAGUGUUGGAAAGACGAAUUGCUGAAGAAUGGGCACCUGCUUCAUGCAAUAUGACAUUUGAAUUCAAGCAGAAAGGUUCUAUACACAACAAGUGGAAACCCCUGCUAACAGCGACCGAUAGUUCAAACCCAUGGUGGAGCCUUUGGGAGGAUGCUGUUAAAUGCUAAUGGAAAACUUGUAAGCCUGAUAUCUUUCCCGCCUCCACAGAUGCUCGCUACUUCCGCAACCAAGGCCUGCCAGCGAUUGGCUUCUCUCCCAUAGCAAACACCCUGGUUCUGCUUCAUGACCAUAAUGAUGAAUGGCUAUCCUUGUUUUGA